Molecule: messenger RNA, 1305 nt
Organism: Cercopithifilaria johnstoni
Lineage: Eukaryota; Metazoa; Nematoda; Chromadorea; Rhabditida; Onchocercidae
Source: the annotation of a GenBank genome assembly
AUGUUUUUGCGGUGGUUAUUGUUGUUCUGUAUAUUAAUAUCGUUAUGCAUAGAUGCUUUUCCACCAAAGCGCGAUACGGUAGAUGAUUUACAGAAUUCUGACAAGCAGCGGCAGUGGGAACAGGAACAACGACAAAGGGAGAGGGUACAGAAAGAAGAGAUAGCGAAAUAUGUGAAAUAUAUGAGAUAUCUGGAAACCGUACUCAGUAUCUUGCAAGCAACACCGCAGUGGAAAGAAGCUAUGCAAAGUAUGACACAAGAAGAAAUGCGGGGUGGUAAAAUAGCUGAAAUGGUCGAUAAGCUAGAACCACAUAUUAUUGAACAGCUAGUAAAGGCUAAAAUAUUGGAAUUGCAACGUCUGGAACAAGAAAUAAAGGAUCAGCUAGAUGCAGAUGGUGGUGCUACUAAUAAUAUUAAAAUACCGGAGCAUUUGGAUUUCAACAAUUGGGAAACAUUCAGCCAGGAAGAUCUACGCAAACUUGUCAUCAAAGUAGUAGCUGAUAUGGAUGAACUGGAACAACAACGAAAACAAGACUUCAAACAGUAUGAAAUGAAAAAAAAAGCGGAAGAAGAUCAUAAAAUGGCACAAAUGAUUGAAACGGAGCGAGAGCAGUACAUAAAACAGAUGAAGGAGCAGCGGUGGCGGUACGAGCAUGAGCCAUUGAAGCAUCCAGGAAGUCGCAAUCAAUUAAGAAAGGUUUGGGAAGAUACCGAUAAGCUCGAUAAAGAUACAUAUGACCCAACAACACUCUUUGCUUUGCAUGAUAGAAAUAAUGAUGGUUACUGGAGCUAUGAUGAGUUGAAUACCAUCUUUUUACCAGAAAUCGAGAAACUUAAUAAUUUUUCUGACCUUGAAAGACUUGAGGAGUUGUAUCGGAUGCGUGACCAUGUAAUGAAACAGAUGGACACAGAUGGUGACCAUCGUAUUUCACUUGCUGAAUUUCUUGCGGAUAGAGAGGCACAAGAAGAAAAGCCUGAUCAAGGUUGGGAAGAUAUUGGCGACAAAGAACAAUAUACCAAAGAAGAAUUAGAAAUUUUUGAAAAAGAAUAUGCAAAGCAACAAGGAUGGGGUGAAUACGCCUAUUCGACACCCGCACCUACUCCUGAUCCUAGUCGAGUGAAUCAUCCUGACCAAGUACCAGCUCAGAGAUUUGGUGCACUUGCGGACCAACGUGGUAAUGUGGAUAUACAACGACCCCACCAAAUUCCAGUGCAACAACAUAUUAAGCCAAUUCAACCCGUGAACCAACAUCAGAUAGAUGAGCAGCCGAUGCAACAGCACAUCGUCAAAACUUAUGGUGUCUGA